UGAUCAGACUAGAGUCAUCACAACAGUCUCAACAUUGUAGGAUGUGGAUGGAACUGCUUUCCUGAACCCACUCACGCGGCAUUGGCUUCCACUCUUCACUUGAGCCGCCUUAGUUUGUUUUGUGCUCCUCUAGGCCGAUCGGAUGACGAUUCAACGGUGUCCUGGACCACGCUUGUUGCAGUUAACCACGAGGGCUCCUUAGUCUAGUGGAGUCAGAUCCGGACUCCUGGAUAUCCUAUCACUCGCCUACCCCGUAGGGCCAUUUCUUAUCCCAGUCACGAACUCCUUGUCGAAGCCUGACCAAGUCAAUCCCACAUUUUUGAUUCCUCACCUCCCCGCGAUAUUGUGGACGGCGAUCGACAUCUCAGUUUGUGUCCAGCAUUUAGUGCUUGGAACCGAGAUUAUCUGGGAACUUGCGAACUUCCUUUCACAGUGUGCGCUAUGGUGAUUGUGCUGUAUCAGUAGCAGGGACGUAUCUACUGCCAAUGGCUCAAAGAAAGGCUCGAACUGGGCUGCAACACCGGGCCGCCGAGGAUCAAUCCAAUUCGAGACGGUCGAUGGUCGCGUGUAAUCGAUGCCGCAACCGAAAGACGCGAUGUGCUGGCAACCCACCUUAUGCGUGUGCGGCGUGUGCGGAGGUGGGCCACGAGUGUGUCUACUCUGAAGCCGAGAAGCGCGUGUCUAUUCCGGAAAGUUACUUUCGUCAGCUACGAUCUCAGGCCCAGGCCAACCGUCGAGCAGAUGAAGGUCGCUCUGUUUCCUUCCCAAACCCCCCUGCACCCAUUCAAAGCAGUCCGUCCAACGUUGAGGUGCCCCUCGAACGAGACGACUGGUGGUACAAUGGAACGGAGCAUCUGUUCCUGAAUCGGUCUGGUGAACAUCACUAUGUUGGAGCAUCUUCUACCACUCACCUGGCUAAACGCCUGAAUCCCACGUCAACUAACCUAGCAUGGGACGUGCGCCCACUAUACGAUGAUCCUUCAUCUUUACGUCGCUCAGCGCCUCGAGCUCUUCCUCAACUACCCCCAUUCGAAUAUGCGAAACGCCUGUACUGGGUACAGUACGUCUAUAUCGGAACAAUUUUCUCCCUGAUUCAGCCCCAUGAUUUUGAAGAGCGACUCCACAUAGUCUAUAGCCAACCUCCAGACUUGCUAAAUCGCGAGUCGUGUCUGGUUUACUGCCAGGUGUUACUUGUCAUAGCCUUUGGUCUUAUGUAUUCGGUGAACCAGUGGUCCGGUGAUGACGGCCCCCCUGGGUUCAAGUAUUUCAAGCAUGCACUACGCUUCUUACCCGACAUUCACGAGGAAGGCUCUAUAUUCUUCGUGGAGAUACUUUGCUAUGUCGCUUACUACAUGCAGAAUCUCAAUCGGCGCGACGCCGCCUUUCUUUACAUCGGACUUGCUCUUCGCAUGGCAAUCUCACUGGGUCUCCAUCAAGAGGUCCUCGACCCAGGAAUUAGUGAGGAGGAUCGAAAUCGCCGUCGGCGGGCUUGGUGGUCGGUAUACAGUCUAGAUAGGCUACUCUCCGUUAAGUCAGGCAAUCCAAUCACAAUUCAUGAUGAGGACAUCGGCACCACAUGGCCGCAGCCAGUCAGCGCCACCGAUAUGGUCCCUUGGCCAUCGGUUGUCCUCACAUACUAUACUCAGCUAUCCAGAAUACUGGGUAGAAUCGGGGAAGAGAUCUAUCGGAAGAAGCCGCGGUCGGGGUCCAACCUGCUAGCCUCGGUACAAAGCAUUACGGAUGAGCUUUCCGACUGGCUUCGACGAGUUCCCGAUCGAUUACGUAUAGACUUUUCCAGACUGGGUACACACAUUAACCGCGAGUCGGUGUCAAUAUUCCUACACUUCUAUUCGUGCGUCAACAUGACCGCACGGCCCUUGGUCUUCUAUGUAAUCCAGCGUCGGCUCGAUGCAGAGGCUGGUGGCUCUGCGACAGAUGACUGGAGGGAAGGACUAUCGCAGAAUACAGUAGCGGUAAUUGACAGCUGUGUCGCGGCAGCUCGGGCGACUACCCUUAUAAUGGAUGCUGCAGCGAAACAUAAUUUAGUUGCAACUUACGGCUAUCUCGACGGGGAGUACGUCUUUUCUGCCGCGCUCUUGCUUGUGAUGGUCAAUGCCGCAUUCCCGCACAACACGGCCAAUGCGCGGGCUAUGGAGAUAUCAAUAAGCUUGCUUCGCAGCAUGGCCGAUCGGGGUAAUACAAAUCUGGCUGCCCGACACUCGCUACUUCUUGAGCUGCGGUCAUCCAUCGGACAUAAUCGCGCGAGGACAGAAGGCGAUGCUGUCGAAGUGCCGAUAACGCCCAGUAGCACACAACAGACAACACCCUUGAAUAAUGUAGCCGGUCCGUCAACGAACAGUACGUGGACUCCACAGCAGGAUUUGCCGUCAAUGCAGGAGAUCUCGUUCAACUUUGAUAUCAACGACGACCCGGGCCUCUGGGAAGAAGUUUUAGGUCAGAUUGAUAUCGAUAUGGAUACUGACUGGAUUGAGAACACGCUGAAGAAGUAGAAGGGAUGCGCAGGUUCCUAUAUAUACAAGAGCGGGUCUAGGUUUAUGCCUCAAUGGAG
This is a messenger RNA of Aspergillus sclerotioniger CBS 115572, 2569 nucleotides long. Its product is annotated as transcription factor domain-containing protein. The transcript has 10 exons. Lineage: Eukaryota; Fungi; Ascomycota; Eurotiomycetes; Eurotiales; Aspergillaceae. Gene Ontology annotation, molecular function: DNA-binding transcription factor activity, RNA polymerase II-specific; zinc ion binding; DNA binding. Gene Ontology annotation, biological process: regulation of DNA-templated transcription; DNA-templated transcription. Bases 486 to 2510 code for a protein of 674 amino acids. The record is from RefSeq and is a predicted model, not a curated record.